Messenger RNA from Colias croceus (clouded yellow), 2348 nucleotides. Its product is annotated as protein PTCD3 homolog, mitochondrial. The transcript is spliced from 15 exons. Gene Ontology annotation, biological process: mitochondrial translation. The record is from RefSeq and is a predicted model, not a curated record. Bases 157 to 2295 code for a protein of 712 amino acids. Gene Ontology annotation, cellular component: mitochondrion. NCBI's taxonomy places the organism in Eukaryota, Metazoa, Arthropoda, Insecta, Lepidoptera, Pieridae. Gene Ontology annotation, molecular function: protein binding; ribosomal small subunit binding; rRNA binding.
CGUUCUGUCAGAUGGUAUGUGUAGGUUUUUGGUUAGAAUUUAAGAAUUAAAUAAAAUAUGAGUUCAUAUACAUCAUAAAUUAAUGGUUUGAAUUGGAUUAUUCUCGUUGAUCCAGCUACAAUUAAUAUUUAACCUCUACAUCAAAUAUAACUCACAAUGUAUUCAAAUAUAUCGAUACAAAGGCAAGUAGCCAGAUUGGCUCGCAUUUGUCGAUCUGUGUCAACCUUGGAGGGGCAGAAACUACCUGUGGGCGGAAAAUCAAUAGAUGGUAUUUCGCCGCCGCCGCGCAUCCCCCGCGGGCCCACAGAUAUUCUUCAAGCGUUGGCCGCGACAGUCGGUGUCGACCCUACAGCUCCACAUUACAAAUACCACGAUGAUCCGUUCCUCAUACCGCAGUCGAAUUACCGCAAGCGGGCGUAUGCGUUGUCAGCGGAGGCGGGGCGCAAGGCGGCCGCAUGGAUAAGAGACGAACACGCUAACCUGUUCACUACAAGAGAAUGGGAUCCACCUUUGAAGAUGAAAACUCCUUACGUCAAUGCGGACCCGGAGAUUGAGGCUUAUGCACCGAGGCCUAUCUAUAAUGAUGAGAGCAAGGUCACUGAAGAAGACCUAAUAUAUACCAUCAAAAAUGCGCUCCUAGAUGAUGCAGUCAAGGUGUACCAACUGCUAGGUGGUUCGGAAGGAGUCAAUGAUGAACUGAAGCUUGGUCUUUUGCAACUGCUAUGCUUUUAUAAUGAAAAGGAACCGAUUGCUGCCGAAUGGUUGGAGGAAAGGUGGUUCGCUGCGGCCACUCGGGAGAGACAAGCAGCUACUUGGAGGUUGGGUGGACUUGCAGACAAAAUCUUUGCAUCAAUGGAACCUAAAACACCAGAAGCAUACUGUACACUGAUUCAAGGAAUGGCAAAGUAUUAUCAGGCUGAGCGUGCGCAUGCCUUGGCACAGGAAGCGAAAGAAAAUGGCAUACUCCUGUCCACUGACGUUUACAAUUCUCUACUAAGCUGUGUUGGCUUUUUAAAAGAAGGAACAGCUCUGCGUAUCGAUGCUAUGAAAUCUCUUCUGGCACAAAUGAAUGAACAGGGGCUAACACCAAACAAAGAAACAUUGACGUCAUGUUUGAAAUCGAUAUCGGCGUGGGGCGGUAGCAAAGCGUUACAAACGUUCGCCUUACAAAUUGUCAGCGAAAUGAGAAAAUUGAAUAUCCAACCUGGUCUUGGCGCGUAUUAUCAUUUGUUGUGCUUGUUCUGUAAAGAAAGAGGCCCACGCAUAGACAUUCUAUCAACAAUACUUAGUGAUCUAGAAAGCAGAGCUAGUUUAGAACCAAGUGAUGUGGCAGACACACACUUCUUUAUCACGGCUAUGGGUGUAUGCAGUGAGCAUUUGCAGGAUAUUACUUUAGCAGAGCGAGUACACGCGUUGCUAAUGAAGGACGAUAACUACAAGUUGGUUGGCGACGCAUACAAAGAAAGCAUUUAUUACAGACACUUCGUUACCGUUGCUUGCAGACACGCGCCAUUUGAAAGAACAACUCAGCUACUGGAUACGUUAGUCCCGAAUGUUUAUGUGCCAGAACCUUCAGUAAUGGAAGAGAUAAUAAGGACGCUAGAAGUGAGCGGUGCCGGUGACCGGUUAGCGGAAGCGUGGUCACAGCUCGUCGUUUUCGGACACGCUAAGCGGGUCAAACUCGUCGAGAGGCUUCUAGAAGCUUUCUGCAAUUGUUACUCGUAUCAAGAUGAAGAAGUGAAAGCAAAGAUUCGCGCCGCCGCAGCCGACAUGCUCAAGUUUGGUCAAAUGAUGGAGGAGCAAGGCGAAAAUGAAGAUCGACGAACACCAAUGCAACAAAAGUUGUCAGCGUCGUCUUUGACGAAUAUAAUAGAAUUAUGUUCGGACGUGAAAGAUAAAGAGGAUCCGAGUUGGGAGGUGGUCGGUGAGGGGUUGAAACGUCUGAGGGAGGAACAGGCCACAGGGGUGCCGGCCAAACCUGACGUGCUGGUGGAAGUUGCCAAGAAAGCGGCCAGUGUUGGCAAACCUGGUCUAUCUGCUACAGCAGUUACAUACCUAGCGGAAUGCGGGUUUGAAGAAGCGCUAACUGCGUGCACGGGAACGUUGAGCGUGAUGUUGAACCGACCAAUUGAAGAGGUCGAGACGUUGCUGCGGGAGCCGAGGGCUUCGCUGACGGCCGCGCUGCAUCCCACGGCUUUGGUCAUCGCGGAGGCUUAUCAUUUAGCAAAGACUGGUGCGCCCAUGGAUACUUCGUCUAGUUCAGAAAGCGACAGCGAUACAUCUGAUGAAGAUUAACUUUAAUUACAAUAAUUGUUAGCUUUAGUUGAAAUAUACCAUUAUAGUUGUAA